Messenger RNA from Aedes aegypti (yellow fever mosquito), 1179 nucleotides. RefSeq names its product translation initiation factor IF-3 (gene mIF3). The transcript is spliced from 2 exons. Gene Ontology annotation, biological process: mitochondrial translational initiation; ribosome disassembly. NCBI's taxonomy places the organism in Eukaryota, Metazoa, Arthropoda, Insecta, Diptera, Culicidae. Gene Ontology annotation, molecular function: translation initiation factor activity; ribosome binding. The coding region runs from base 121 to 918 and encodes 265 amino acids. Gene Ontology annotation, cellular component: mitochondrion. The record is from RefSeq and is a predicted model, not a curated record.
AACUUCCAAACAAACCAACCGUCAGAGAAGAAAAAGAGUGCGCAUUCGUGUUUACGUUGCCAAUCUUUUGCGUAUCAUUCAGAAACAAAUUGAACAUUUUUCGACUCCUGAUGCGAAAAAAUGAACAUUCUGGGGAGAAUAGUUCGCACAACGAUCUACUGUAGAGCACCGCUGGCAGCUUCCGGCCACCGAUCAAUUAUUCCAGCAGCGGUAAGCAGCACCAACUAUCAAAUACAAUACGCUUCUAAAUCAACCAAAGCUGGAGAUUCGGCAACCGCUGAGGGAAAUGCUCCGACCGGGACGAAGAAGCCCAAAACGGCACCGAAAAUUACCCUCGUUGGACCCGAUCACAGUGUUUCGAUCAUGAACCUGGACGAGGCGCAGAAAAUAUCCAAACGGCGCGACCUGAAGCUGGUCAAGGUGGUGGACUUGGAUUUGAAAACUCAGCGACCGGUGUACAAGCUCAUGACCAGUGCGGAAUACCUCGAGGAAGAUUUGAAACGCCGUGAGGAAAAGAAACGCAACAAGCAGGAAGCGGCCAUCAAAGGGGACAAGCUGCUGACCGUCAGCGCACGGAUUACGGAGCACGAUCUGCUGUCCAAGAUUCACAACGUGCAGAAGUGGCUCAACAAGCAGUACGAGGUGCGGGUCAUCGUGUCUGGCGAUGGGGACAAAGCCAAACAGGAAUCGGUGGCUAGCGCGUUCGAAAAUCACGUCAAAGAUCUGGGCAGAAUUGUUCAGAAGCGCUUCAGGGACAACGAUAUGCGCUUUCAGAUUCUGCCUAUCCUCAAUUCUUCGAAUCAGGAAACUCCCCACACUGCCACGUUGAAAAAACCCGCUCAAACCGGGAAGAAUCCCGGCCCCGAGCACCAAUCCGUUAGGGCAUUUCAUUCGGCAUCUUUCGUGUCGGCGGCGUGACAAUCAAAGCCCCGGGACGAGAAUAUGCAAUCGGAUGAUUCCCACGGAGGUCGGCGGAUUCGCGGAGAUUUGCAUCAGCUUGUGAAGCCGCUGGGCUUCGUUGGAUUGUUCCUGUUGGCCAAGUAUACGUUCUGGUCCUACAUAUGGCGCCGUGGCAGCGACUCGACGACCAAGAGAUGAUUAUGAUUAAGUGGAAAUUUUUAGUUUUGAUGUAGCCUUGCAGCGUUAUUAGCAAAAUAUAGUCGAUCGAGUUCAGCAUAG